AUGGCCAGCCCCGAAGACUCCGUCAUCUCGCUCGAGUACCGCGGCCGCGUGGCGCUGCUCACGAUCGACAAUGACCGCAAACUCAACGCCAUGUCCCAGCCGCAGUACUACGACCUCGCCCAGAAGCUGCGCGAGAUCGCCACCCACGACGAGGUCUUCAUCACCGUUCUGACGGCCAAGGGACGUUACUUUUCAGCCGGCGCCGACGUCUCCAUCGCGCGCGAGUCCCCCGCCGGCCCGGCCGCCCACAAGCACUGGCUGCAGGGCUUCGUGGCCUUCAACCUGAACAUCACGCAGGCCUUCUACACGCACCCCAAGAUCCUCGUCGUCGGCCUCAACGGGCCGGUCAUCGGCCUCUCGGCGGCCCUCGUCUCCUUCGCCGACUUCGUCUACGCUGCGCCCUCCGUCUUCCUCCUGACGCCCUUCUCGUCCCUGGGGCUGGUCGCCGAGGGCGGCGCCUCGCGCGCGCUCGUCCAGCGCCUCGGCAUCUCCAAGGCCAACGAGGCGCUCAUCAUGAGCAAGCGCAUCUCGGCGGCCGAGCUGCUGCACACGGGGUUCGUGAACAAGAUCUUUGAGGAGUGCGGCAAGGGCGAGGACGCCAAGUUCCGCGAGCUGGUGCUGAAGGAGGUCGACGAGAGGCUCGGGGAGCACCUGAUCGGGGACAGCUUGACGGGGAUCAAGGCGCUGAUUAGGAGGCCGGAGAUGGACGCGAUGGAUAAGCAGAACUCGCAGGAGGUGUUUGCGGGGAUUGAGAGGUUCAUGAAGGGGAUUCCGCAGGAGGAGUUCCGGAAGAUCGCGAGCGGUGAGAAGAGGCACAAGCUUUGA
Colletotrichum karsti is the source of this 825-nucleotide messenger RNA. RefSeq names its product enoyl-CoA hydratase/isomerase. Gene Ontology annotation, cellular component: peroxisomal matrix. NCBI's taxonomy places the organism in Eukaryota, Fungi, Ascomycota, Sordariomycetes, Glomerellales, Glomerellaceae. Gene Ontology annotation, biological process: fatty acid beta-oxidation. The record is from RefSeq and is a predicted model, not a curated record. The transcript is spliced from 2 exons. Bases 1 to 825 code for a protein of 274 amino acids.